Molecule: messenger RNA, 2553 nt
Organism: Oryza brachyantha (malo sina)
Lineage: Eukaryota; Viridiplantae; Streptophyta; Magnoliopsida; Poales; Poaceae
Product: G-type lectin S-receptor-like serine/threonine-protein kinase At2g19130
Exons: 1
Coding region: 26-2506 (826 amino acids)
Biological process (GO): recognition of pollen; protein phosphorylation
Molecular function (GO): ATP binding; protein serine/threonine kinase activity
Source: RefSeq, a predicted model, not a curated record
UCACUUCUCCAACAUUCUCUCCUCCAUGCCUCCUCACCUCUACACCCACCUCGCCCUCGCCCUCAUCCUCCUCAUCUCCUCCCCGCCAUGCGCCUCCGCCGCGACGACCGACACGCUGGCGGCGGGGGCCGGCCAGGCGCUCGCCGCCGGCGACAAGCUCGUCUCGAGGAACGGCAAGUUCGCGCUCGGCUUCUACAAGCCCGCGCUCCCCGCAGGUAGUAAGCUCGUCGGCAACGUCACCUCCCCCGGCUGGUACCUCGCCGUGUGGUUCAACAUGAUCCCGGUCUGCACCCCGGUGUGGGUCGCCAACAGGGCGAGGCCCAUCACCGACGCGGAGAUGAAGCUCGCGAAGCUGAAGCUCUCGCAAGACGGCGGCGGCAACAGCAGCCUCGCCGUCGUCGUCAGCAACGGCACUGGAUCCAUCGUCGUCUGGUCUGCACAGGCCGACGCUGCCACAACCACCAUGAACAGCACCACCACCGCGGUUCUCCUGGACAGCGGAAACCUCGUCCUGAGAGCCCCGCCCAACGUGUCGCUGUGGCAGAGCUUCGACCACCCGACGGACCUCGCCAUCCCCGGCAUGAAGUUCGGGUGGAACAAGCGCACCGGCGUCGAGCGCAGGGGCACCUCCAAGAAGAACCUCAUCGACCCGGGCCCCGGCGCGUACUCCGUGCAGCUCAACUCCCGGGGCAUCAUCCUCUCCCGCGACGACCCCUACAUGGAGUACUGGACGUGGUCGUCGGUGAACCUGGCGUACAAGAUGAUCCCGCUGCUCAACUCGCUGCUGCAGAUGAACGCCGAGACGAGGGGCUUCCUGACGCCGUACUACGUCAACAACGACGAGGAGGAGUACUUCAUGUACCAGUCGUCGAACGAGUCGUCGUCCUCGUUCGUCUCCGUGGACAUGUCCGGCCAGCUCAAGCUGAGCAUCUGGUCGCCGUCGGCCCAGUCGUGGAAGGAGGUGUACGCGCAGCCUCCCGACGCCUGCACGCCGUUCGCGACGUGCGGCCCCUUCGGCGUCUGCAACGGCAACGCCGACCCGUUCUGCGACUGCCUGGAGAGCUUCUCACGGAGGUCGCCUCAGGACUGGGAGCUCAAGGAUCGAUCCGGCGGCUGCGUCAGGAACACGCCGCUGGACUGCCCCUCCGGCGACCGGAGAUCCACCGACAUGUUCCACGCGAUCGCGCGCGUCGCGCUGCCCGCGAACCAGCAGCGGCAAGACAACGCUGCCACGCAGAGCGACUGUCAGGAGGCAUGCCUCAGGAACUGCUCCUGCAACGCCUACGCCUACAAGGACAGCACGUGCUUCGUCUGGCACAGCGAGCUGCUCAACGUGAAGCUGCGUGACAGCAUCGAGAGCCUCUCUGAAGACACCCUCUUCCUCCGUCUCGCUGCCAAGGACAUGCCAGUUUCUUCAGCCAACAGCAGCAGAGGAAAGCCAGCUGCUGUAGCUGCAGCUGCUGCUGCAGCUGCAGGCGUCGUUGGUUUUGGGUUGCUGAUGCUGUUCUUGAUUCGGAGGAACAAAUCCAAGUGCUGUGGCGUGCCACUGCACCACAGCCAAAGCAGCAGUGGGAUAGCGGCGUUCAGAUACACCGAUUUGAGCCAUGCUACCAAGAACUUUUCAGAGAAGCUUGGGUCAGGUGGUUUCGGCUCCGUGUUCAAGGGGGUGCUAAGCAAUUCCUCGACUCCUGUCGCAGUGAAAAGGCUGGACGGUUUGCAUCAGGGAGAGAAGCAGUUCAGGGCCGAGGUGAGCUCACUGGGACUGAUCCAGCACAUAAACCUAGUCAAAUUGAUCGGAUUCUGCUACGAGGGUGACAAGAGGCUGCUGGUGUACGAACACAUGGUGAAUGGCUCUCUGGAUGCCCAUCUUUUUCAUAGCAAUGGUGCCAUCCUAGACUGGAGGACCAGGCAUCAGAUCGCCAUGGGAGUCGCCAGAGGAUUGUCCUACUUGCACGAGAGCUGCCGCGAGUGCAUCAUACACUGCGACAUCAAGCCGGAAAACAUACUUCUCGACGCGUCGUUUGCCCCCAAGAUCGCAGACUUUGGGAUGGCGGCGUUUGUCGGAAGGGAUUUUAGCCGGGUCCUGACAACGUUCAGGGGAACCAAAGGGUACCUCGCACCGGAGUGGCUUAGCGGAGUCGCGAUUACUCCAAAAGUUGAUGUCUACAGCUUCGGCAUGGUGUUGCUGGAAAUCGUAUCGGGAAGGAGGAACUUGUCCGAGGCACAGACCAGCAACAAUUACCAUUUUGAUUACUUCCCCGUGCAAGCCAUCGGCAAGCUCCAUGAGGGUGAUGUGCAGAAUCUGCUGGAUCCAAGAUUGCACGGCGACUUCAACCUGGAGGAGGCUGAGAGGGUUUGCAAGGUCGCGUGCUGGUGCAUCCAAGAAAACGAAAUUGAUCGGCCAUCGAUGGGCGAAGUGCUUCGCGUUCUAGAAGGUCUGCAGGAUGUUGACAUGGCCCCCAUGCCAAGGCUGCUUGCAGCCAUAGCUCAAAGGUCUCAUGUGUAGUUUUCAAUUGUAAUAUUUCGUAAAUGCGUCAGUGUUUUGAGUUGUCA